CUGCUCGUUCUCAGGGCAUCGUUGUGUGUAUUUCGGUUGUGUUUAUGGUUUAAAGGAGAGCUAGCGUGAAAGCUUUUGUCUGCUAGCGUGAUAAACACAUCACCUGACGUUAGCCGGAUGCUAAGCUAAUAGCAGCAUAUAUUUGUUUUGUUUUGUUUUUUCGAAGCGAGUCGUUGAUUGAUUAAACAUAAUAGGUUGGCUUGGUAACGUUAGUGAGUUUUCGGCUCAUGGUUAAAUCAAAAGCUUAAGAUGGCUAUACUGUGCGUUUCAGAUCGUAUUGUUAAGUGAAGUCAUUUAUGAGCUGUUGAUUCAGAGCUCGAGGGGAUUACAGAUAAACAUGAUCCUUUAGAUAAGGUUUCCUUUUGUCCAAAGUCACCGAUCAGCGUUGAUGUUGACAGUAACAGAGCUGUUUUAACAGGUCUUGUCAUGGAAAUGAAAGUGAAAGGGUUUAGCUGAUCCGGGUUGUUAACUGUACAUAGUGUGCACUUGUUAAAGUCCAGGGAGACAUGUUUGGUAAGUGAUGGAGGGAAAAGGCCCGUAUCGCAUCUAUGACCCCGGUGGGAGCGAUUGCCAGGUGAAAGACGAGGCCAACAGCCUCAGCUACAGACAGCUGCUAGAAGAAAACACCGUACUGAGAGAGAGAAUGAAAGGACUGAAGAGUUUAGGAGAUCUUUUAGAGGAGUCUCAGACAGAGGCGGCGAAGCUUCGGAAGAGGGUGGAAGAGCUGGUGAGGGAUAAUGAAGCCUUGAAAUCCUCCACGACCAGCUUCGCUUCCAGCCUGUGUAUGGGCACUCCGGUUCAAACAGACACACAAGGUCGUGGUAAACAUCACGCUCAUCCUUCAUCAGAAAGACAAGAAUCUCGAGAUGGCUUAACUGGAAAUACUUUACAACCAGAGGCAACUGAAAGUUCAUCAGAGUUUGAGGUGGUAAAUAUGGAAGAGAAGACCGCUUCGGAAACCCAGACGACCGGGGCGAUGCACCUGCCACAGGAGAACCUCGAGCUAGCGAGUCAACUCCGGCGACUGGAGAGCUCUUUCAGCGUGUUCGCCGAAGAGUCCAAUCCCAACCAACUGCUUGCUCACCUGGGCCGCAUGGCUGUUGAGUUUCACCACCUUUCAUCCAAGGUCCAAAAGAAUGAACAGAGAACGUCUCUUCUGCAGACACUUUGCGAACAGCUAAGACAAGAGAACAGCGAACUUCGGAAAAAAAUGGAAGAGGACCUUCAGUACCGCAACCGUGACUUAGAACAGCUGAGGCAGGAGAACCUGAAACUGAAAGAGCAGGUGAGCGGAGGAGCACAGACAGCACCCAGUGAACAACCCAGCCCGAAGGAGGAGCAAGUCAAAGACGACGGAGCCAAAACCAAGGUGGAAGUGACCAUGAAUCAGCAGUCUGGUAAAGCUGCUGAAAAAACGCCAUCUAAGACCUUGGAUCCCGAGAUGUACGAGAAGAAGAUCAAGCUUCUGGAGAAACAGAGAAGAGAUGUACUGGAGGUGAACAAACAGUGGGACAUUCAGUGGAAUUCUAUGAAGACACAGUUUGAACAGAAGAUUACUGAUCUCCGGCAGAGGCUCGCCGACUCUCAGAAAGCCGUUCUUGAACUGGAGGCGGAGCGCGAGCAGAGACAAAGAGACUAUGACAAAAAACUCCUCCUCGCCAAGUCUAAAAUUGACAACGUUCAGGGUGAGAAGGAAUGCCUUACAUCAGAGACAUGUGAGUUAAAACAAAAGGUGCGUUACCUGCAGGACCAGUUACUUCCACUUACUAAACAAAGAGAAUACCAGGAGAAAGAGAUCCAACGACUUAACCGGGCUUUAGAAGAAGCAUUGAACCUUCAAUCUCCAUCCUCCACUCAGCCAGGCAUGAACCUGGGAGACGGUGUUGCCAACCUGAGACAGCAGGAGCUUCAUACACAGAUAGCUGUGUUAAAGGAGCAGGUGAAGAUCUUUGAAGAAGACUUCAGGAAGGAGAGGAGCGACAGAGAGAGAAUGAACGAAGAGAAAGAAGAUCUAAGGCGGCAAGUGGAAAGAUUACAGGGUCAAAUGACCAAUCUAACCAAUCAGCUUCAUCAAGCACAGAAUGAGUGUCAGAGAGAGCGAGCAGAGAGGUGUAAACUGGAGCGACUGCAGAUGCAACACAAGCAGGAGGGGCAGCAGGAAAGGAGAACAUCUGAUCCCACGUCUGGCGCUCCCAACGGCCCCAUGAGCCCUCCGUACUGCGGCCCAUUUGUUCAGGUGGGCCAUCAAGGUCUGGAGGGGUGGCCCAUACACUUUCCUCCCAGGAUGCCUAACAUCAAUACGGCACCCGGCAGGGAUUUCCAGCCUGUUAAUCCCGGUUUUCCCUGGCAGUCAUCAUUCCCACAGCCACGUGGUUCAAGAGGACAGGCGGACACAGCAAGAGCGCCUCCAGAAACAGCAGAAAUGGGAGCUACUGGAUUUGGGAAAAGGGAGCGUCCGAACAUGGAUCCUGGAAAGCACUAAACAGACACACACACAUACACAGAGACACACACACACACACACACACACACAAACGCACACGCACAUUCUCUCUCCUGGAAUGGCUCAUGGCUAGUAGCAUGCUGCAGUUUAUUUUCAGUUGGCAUGGUGUGAACUAUUGUUUUUUUCCUCUUGUGUACAUAUCUUCUAUAUCUACCACUGAUACAAAUGUUGUUUAUAUACUUAAGUUUUAUAAUCCUGUUUGUGAAACACUGUCCUGGCAAAUUAAGAAUAUAUAUAUACAUUUAUUAUUUGAUCUUUUUAUGAUUGUUAAAGAUGAAAUGAUCUGCUUUAUAUAAUUCUAUGCAGGAACUGAAGUCAAUUAUUUAAUGGAUAAAAUGAUUGAAUGUCAUUUUUACACCGUAUACCUACAGAGUUAAGGGAAAACAGUGUAAUUAUAUACCACUUUAUUGAUGGAAAAUAACCAUAUUAAAUUAAAUUAAAUUAAAUGAAAUGACAUUUAUUGUAACGUCAUUCCCUGACACAUCAGAAUAUAUAUAGACUUGCGGUGGUGAUAAUAACUUGAUGUCAGUGCACAAUUAGAGAAAAGAUAAAAGUCUACAUCUAAAGCAAAGUUUUUAUUUACAAACAUCCAACAGCAGACUGGGACCGAUCUGAUUGGUGAUUCAUUCAACAGCCACGAGUAAUCUGAUUGGUGAUUCAUUGGUUGGUCACACACGCACACACAGUUGAAUGUGUCAUCUGUCCCACCAUUUAUUGAAGCCAUAUCCAGUCGAUAAACCUUUUCAUGGAUUUGAUUAUGUUCUGUUAGACAUUUCUAUGGCUUGUUGAUCUUUUAGUUGCUUGUUAUUGAGUACGAAUGGCCCUAACCGGGUCUUAGUAAAUGAAUGGCAAAAGUUCCAUGCUAGAUUUGCUUGAUAUUGUUCAAUAUUCAGUGUUGAAAAACAUUAUUCCCUAUGUGCAAAUAGAAGUGAUAAAUUAUUUAUAAUCUAUUGUUUUGACCACCGUGUGUGGUCUAUUGUCUUAAGUAAUGUUGUCUUUUGUGUAUUGUUUUGUGUCUCCCUUUACAUAUUGUAGCUACUGGAGGAUUGUAGGAUGUGAGUUUGUGUGUUUGUGCAUACGCGCAAUCAGAAGAAGAAGAAGAAGAAGAAGUGGGCCAGAAUAAAUAAGUGAAUGAUAUCACAUUAAUGCAGCCCACUUUUAUUGGCCUCACUCUUGAUUUUGGCUGAAACGUCGGCAAGAAUCAAGAGAGAAAAUAAACCAAACGACCGAAUGAUUUGCAGCGUGUCCGGAUGUUGCACUCGAACACGUCUAAAUAUGUUUGAAACUAGAUGAUCAGGGUAAGAAUGAUGUGUUUUCUGCUUUAUGCUCACAUUCAUCACACGUGUGCAGUGUUUCUUAACUGCAUCGACCCACGCUUUAAACCAAACGCUAAAGGUUUGUAUGCUUGCAAAAUCUUAUCAAUGGCAAGCAAUUGAUCUGCUUUCAAAAGAUGUUUUCAUGUUAAUGUAAAAAUAGUCAGUCAGGCAGACAGGCAUUUCUUUUCUGAAUAUGUGGUGGGAUUUAUUGAACAGAAUGAAGUGUUUUCAAGUUGAAAUGUCUGUGAACUGGACUGCACUGGGAGCUUUAUUAACUGGUGCCCAUUAUUUACUGGUUUUGUGCUUUUGGAAUGACUUCUUUUUCCUUCAGUGGGUGAAAGCAUAUCUCCUGUGGAUCUUUUGUAAUUGAGUAGUAUAAUAAAUAUAUUCUGACUGUCUAAA
Molecule: messenger RNA, 4221 nt
Organism: Paramisgurnus dabryanus
Lineage: Eukaryota; Metazoa; Chordata; Actinopteri; Cypriniformes; Cobitidae
Gene: tnip1
Product: TNFAIP3 interacting protein 1
Biological process (GO): negative regulation of canonical NF-kappaB signal transduction; cellular response to lipopolysaccharide; regulation of transcription by RNA polymerase II
Source: RefSeq, a predicted model, not a curated record